Messenger RNA from Micropterus dolomieu (smallmouth bass), 3177 nucleotides. RefSeq names its product ceramide transporter 1a (gene cert1a). Gene Ontology annotation, biological process: ER to Golgi ceramide transport. Gene Ontology annotation, molecular function: phosphatidylinositol-4-phosphate binding. The record is from RefSeq and is a predicted model, not a curated record. NCBI's taxonomy places the organism in Eukaryota, Metazoa, Chordata, Actinopteri, Centrarchiformes, Centrarchidae. Gene Ontology annotation, cellular component: Golgi apparatus.
GCCGAGUCUGGUUAUGGUUCAGAAACCAGUCUCAGGCGUCAUGGUUCCAUGUUGUCUCUCACCUCAGCAGCCAGUGCCUUGUCUGCUACAUCCACAUCCUCCUUCAAGAAGGGGCACAGGUUGCGUGAGAAGCUAGCAGAAAUGGAGACCUUCCGGGACAUUCUGUGCAGACAAGUGGACACACUGCAGAAAUACUUUGACUCCUGUGCUGAUGCUGUCUCCAAAGAUGAAUUUCAGAGAGACGGAGUAGAGGAGUACGAAGAUGACUUUCUAACCACAGCAAGACCCGACGGUGAAUAUAAUCACAACAACAAUGGCAGCAAAGAGAAAUUGUUUCCACCUGCCAGUCCCAAAGGUAUGAACGGGAUAGACUUCAAGGGUGAGGCCAUCACCUUUAAGGCCACCACAGCAGGCAUCCUGUCUACCUUGUCCCACUGCAUCGAACUGAUGGUCAAACGAGAGGACAGCUGGCAGAAGAGACUGGAUAAGGAGCUAGAGAAGAGGAGGAGGAUUGAAGAUGCCUACAAGUCUGCUAUAAGUGAACUGAAGAAAAAGUCACACUACGGAGGGCCAGACUACGAGGAGGGGCCCAACAGUCUGAUCAAUGAGGACGAGUUCUUUGAUGCAGUGGAAGCUGCACUGGACAGACAGGACAAGAUAGAGGAGCAGUGCCAGUCAGAGAAGGUCAGGAUACCUCGACUUACUCUGGUUCCUCCUGGAGACGCCUACUCCAUCAUCGGUACACACCGAUUUGCCACCAAGCCCCAUAGCCAUUCUUCUUCCCUGUCCUCGGUUGAGCUAGUCAGUGCUUCAGAUGACAUUCACAGAUUCAGCAUUCAGGUGGAGGAGAUGGUGCAGAAUCAUAUGACUUACUCUCUUCAGGAUGUGGGCGGAGAUGCCAACUGGCAGCUGGUAAUAGAAGAAGGAGAGAUGAAGGUGUACAGGAGAGAAGUAGAGGAGAAUGGUAUUGUGCUGGAUCCUCUGAAAGCUACACAUUCUGUGAAAGGGGUGACAGGACACGAGGUCUGCCACUACUUCUGGGAUACAGCUGUCCGAUUGGACUGGGAGACCACCAUUGAAAAUUUCAACGUUGUGGAAACACUGUCUGAUAAUGCCGUCAUUGUUUACCAGACGCACAAGAGAGUGUGGCCUGCCUCUCAAAGGGACGUGCUCUAUCUGUCAGCCAUCAGGAAGAUCUUGGCAACAAACGAAAAUGACCCUGACACAUGGCUGGUCUGCAACUUCUCUGUGGACCAUGACAAUGCCCUUCCCACAAACAGGUGUGUUCGUGCCAAAAUCAACGUCGCUAUGAUCUGCCAAACACUGGUCAGCCCACCAGAGGGUGAUAAAGAGAUCAGCAGAGACAACAUCCUUUGCAAGAUCACCUACGUUGCCAAUGUAAACCCAGGAGGAUGGGCUCCAGCCUCAGUCCUCAGGGCCGUCGCCAAGAGAGAGUAUCCCAAGUUCCUCAAACGCUUCACCUCCUAUGUCCAGGAGAAGACAUCUGGGAAGCCCAUCCUCUUCUGAACACAAAGAGGCUUGCGGAGGGCCGAGGUUGACCUCUGAAAGACUACAUUGUUCCAUGUUUAACAACCCCUCGACGACUACAUGACCCAUUUGCCUGUCAACUAGAAUGUGUUUUCAAACUUACUACAUGCUGGACACCAUAUCAUCCAGGAUGUCCCACAGGACACCUGCUUGUAGAAGAGACUGGUUUUACUGCUUUAAUCCGUCAGUAGUUGUCAUCCCAGCCACAUUAUAAUGGCAUGAAAUCAUCUGUUGGUCAUUUGUAUGUAAAUUCAAGAGUUUCGUAAGUGUUUUUUGAAUUGUUGUCACCAAUUAUUUGCUUUUUUUGUAAAUUGUUUUGUACAUUUCUUAUGAUUCCAUACUUGACUUUUUUGGGUUUGCUUUAAUCACUAGUAUUACAGCUACUUGUUAUGCUGCUGCUAAAUUAACUACCAUGGGAGAGGAAAGUAGACAUUGACAGGAAAAGCACUGACGAGGUGUGGUACAGUAUCUCCUCUUUCUUGCCUUCUCCUGUCCCUCUAGUGAUGACUCUGCAGUUUGAUGGGGGGUCAGAGCCUAAGUUUUGAAAUCUUUAUAUUUCUAGAUUGUUAAUAAAGUAGCUUUCGGAGAGCACCAUGGACACAGUGUAUUGUACAGAGAAACCAAUGUGAGAAAUGUGAAUUGACUGUUAUAACGCUUGAAUUUGAUUGCCGAAAUGGGCCAAGGAAACCUGCAGUGGGAGAUGAAGAGCAUUUAACUAAUUGUCUUAUGUUGGACAAUAUUUUUGACACAGUUGAAGUCAUAAUCAAUAAUUGGAUUUCUAUGAUGUAGUUGACUUUGGUCUGUUGAUGCUAAGUCUCGGUCUAUUGGCUGUGUAUAUCUGUCUUUAACCUCUGUGUAAGACAGUUUCUGACAGAUCUUUGCAAAUGGCCAGCCAUAGUGUCUGACAUAAAGAAUCCUCUCUUUCAGUGAGAGAUGAGUGGAUACAUUUUGUACACGCUUGGUUGUUUUUCACCAUUUUCAGCCCCUAAUGAGGCAGCAUCACAAGUGUCAGGUUUGUAAAUUAGUCCUGCUGCUAUUGUGCAGGUACAAUUGUAAAAUGUUUAGUAAGAUAUCAUUUCCACCCUAUGCUCUGUCAUACUCUAACAUUACAUUUCAUAUGCCACACUACAUACUGCCCUUUUGACUGAUUAACUACCCCCAGAAUGCCUUAGACACCAGGACGAACUCUAAAAAUCCCGGUUAUCUCUAUUGUACAGCCACCAGAUGUGCAUUUAUCAACCCUGAAAUGAAGUGGGCGGGCUGGGGAGUGUCAGCAUUUCACAUCACCUUACCUCAAGAUUUAAAUUUACUCUAGAUUGUGUUUAACACCAUCAAAAGUUGGGAGUUUGUGUCUGUGAUGGUGAAAAAUUCACCAUCAGAUUUUUGGUCUAAGGGGGUCCGAGGAUAGGAAGGAUCUGGAUUAUUGUUUUGCUGAUGAUUACAAGAGCUAGAUCUACAAGCAAUGUCAGCUGAAUAAUUCAUUUAGUGUUUUUAAUUUUGAUAUUUUGACAGUAAUCUACACACUUUGUAUAUUUCUAAGUUGUACAUCAGAAGUGUUAUUAUUUGCACUAAAUGUAAUGCAAUUUGACAAUGUUAUGUAAAUUAAAAUUGUUACACAACAGAAACAAA